AUGAAGGAUUCGGGUGAGCUAAAGUACUUUCUAGGAAUUGAGAUUGCAAGGUCAAAGAAAGGCAUCUUGAUGAAUCAAAGAAAGUUUGUUCUAGAAUUGAUUACAGAACUUGGGUUGUCAGGGUCAAGACCUGUUAGUACACCUAUGGAGUAUAAUUUGAAGCUCACAUAUGUGAAGUAUGAUGAAUAUGUAGAUGUUAAAGACAAGAAGCAUGGUGACAAGGUGCAUGUUCUUAGUCAGUUUAUGCAGAAACCAAAAGAGUCACAUCUAGAUGUAGCAAUCAAGGUAGUUAAGUAUGUGAAGAAUGAACCUGGUCUGGGAAUUUUAUUGAGUUCAAAGUCAGUAUCACAUUUGAUUGCAUACUGUGAUGCAGAUUGGGCUGCUUGCCCAAACACAAGAAGGUCAAUUACUAGUUAUGCAAUGUAG
Lycium ferocissimum is the source of this 426-nucleotide messenger RNA. RefSeq lists its product as uncharacterized. Lineage: Eukaryota; Viridiplantae; Streptophyta; Magnoliopsida; Solanales; Solanaceae. The transcript has 2 exons. The coding region runs from base 1 to 426 and encodes 141 amino acids. The record is from RefSeq and is a predicted model, not a curated record.